CAAGCGCGGAGGCUGACGACGUGGCCGCGAAGACCUGGACUGGGGGUCCGCGCUGAGCGCCUGGUUCACGUGAUUCUCUGAGGGCCUUCUGCCCUCGUCCUUUUUUCUUGGCAGAGUUUCACCUAGACUCUGCGAUUCGAAGCUGAGUGACGUCUUCCUACACACCAUUUUGAAGAAAUGGAGCAAGAGCCACAAAAUGGAGAACCUACUGAAAUUAAGAUCAUCAAGGAAGCAUACAAGAAGGCCUUUUUAUUUGUUAAUAAGGGACUGAAUACAGACGAAUUAGGUCAGAAGGAAGAAGCAAAGAACUACUACAAGCAAGGAAUAGGACACCUGCUCAGAGGAAUCAGCGUAUCAUCGACAGAGCCUGAACACAUAGGUGCUGGGUGGGAAUCUGCUAGACAGAUGCAACAGAAAAUGAAAGAAACACUGCAGAAUGUACGUACCAGGUUGGAAAUUCUGGAGAAGGGUCUUGCCACUUCUCUACGGAAUGAUCUUCAGGAGGUGCCCAAGUUAUAUCCAGAAUUUCCACCUAAAGACAUAUCUGAAAAGUCACCAGAGCCUCAGUCCUUUAGUUCUCCUCAGCACACUGAAGCAAAUGGAAACACUUCAACAGCAAGUACAGAGUUGGUUCCUGCACCUAGUUCUUUAUCCUUACCAUCUCAAAGUCAUCCAGCAGAAGCACCUCCUGCUUAUACUCCUCAGGCUGCUGAGGGUCACUACACUGUAUCCUAUGGAACAGAAUCUGGGGAAUUUUCAUCAGUUGGAGAAGACUUUUAUAGGAAUCAUUCUCAGCCACCUCCUCUUGAGACCUUAGGGCUAGAUGCAGAUGAGUUGAUUUUGAUACCAAAUGGAGUACAGAUUUUUUUUGUAAAUCCUGCAGGGGAAGUUAGUGCACCUUCAUAUCCAGGGUACCUUCGAAUUGUGAGGUUCUUGGAUAAUUCUCUUGAUACUGUUCUAAACCGUCCUCCUGGGUUUCUUCAGGUUUGUGACUGGUUGUAUCCUCUAGUUCCUGAUAGAUCUCCAGUUCUUAAAUGUACCGUGGGAGCCUACAUGUUUCCUGAUACCAUGUUACAAGCGUCAGGAUGCUUUGUGGGGGUUGUCUUGUCUUCUGAAUUACCAGAGGAUGAUAGAGAACUUUUUGAGGAUUUAUUAAGACAGAUGUCUGACCUUCGGCUUCAGGCAAACUGGAACCGGGCAGAAGGAGAAAAUGAAUUCCAAAUCCCUGGAAGAGCUAGAUGCUCCUCUGACCAAUUGAAGGAAGCCAGUGGCACUGAUGUAAGACAGUUGGACCAAGACAAUAAGGAUGUGCGUCAUAAAGGAAAAAGGGGGAAAAAAGUAAGUAAAGCUAAAGACACUUCAAGUGAAGAAGUUAAUCUGAGUCACAUUGUACCCUAUGAGCCAGUUUCAGAAGAAAAAGCAAAGGAAUUACCUGAAUGGAGUGAGAAAGUGGCUCAAAAUAUUUUGUCAGGUGCUUCCUGGGUGAGCUGGGGUUUGGUCAAAGGUGCUGAAUUUACCGGCAAAGCAAUCCAGAAAGGUGCUUCUAAACUCCGUGAACGGAUUCAACCAGAAGAAAAACCAGUGGAAGUUAGUCCUGCUGUGACCAAGGGACUUUAUAUAGCAAAGCAGGCUACAGGAGGAGCAGCAAAAGUCAGUCAGUUCCUGGUUGAUGGAGUUUGCACUGUAGCAAACUGUGUUGGGAAGGAACUAGCUCCACACGUCAAGAAGCAUGGAAGCAAACUUGUUCCAGAAUCUCUUAAAAAAGACAGAAAUGGGAAGUCUACCUUGGAUGGUGCUAUGGUUGUAGCUGCAAGUAGUGUUCAAGGAUUUUCAACUGUCUGGCAGGGAUUGGAAUGUGCAGCCAAAUGUAUUGUUAACAAUGUUUCAGCAGAAACUGUACAAACUGUCAGAUACAAAUAUGGGCAUACUGCUGGAGAAGCUACACAUGAUGCAGUAGAUUCUGCCAUCAAUGUUGGUGUAACUGCCUAUAAUAUUGACAACAUUGGUAUCAAAGCAAUGGUGAAGAAAACUGCAAAAGAAACGGGACAAACACUCCUUGAAGACUAUAAAAUAGUUGAUAAUUCUAAGGGAAGAAAUCAAGAAGGAAGAGCAAACGUAAACAUGAAAAGGGAGAAGGGUGAGGAGACAAAGGAACUAGAGAAGAGUGAGGCAAAGAAGAAAGAGAAAUGAUGGAAGUGCUAUGAAUCACCUAUACCAAAGCCUUACAAGGUGGAUACAUUUUUGUUAAAUAGGCAAAUGUGGAAUUCCCCACAGAUUAACCAGUGUUUUAAAAAUGUAUUCAUUCCUAUGAAGUGACUAUUUCAUAAGCUUUAUAGCAUGUCUUCUAUUUACAAGGAAAAGAAUCAGUAUUCUUGCAUAUGGCCUUUAGAAUAUAGGGUUAUAUUCUCAUUAUUUUUUCUAAAUGUGGCUGAAAUAUUUUUGCAGUUAAAAUAAAAUUAAUAAUACAUGUGCUAUAAACCUCAUUAAACCUGAUGUUAAACUAUUUUUGUAUUUGCUGUCUUUCAAAAAGCAAGAUAGGAAAUUAUAUAUUUACAUAAAAUUUGGCAUUUAGUAACGUUAGCUCUAGUUGUACUUGAAAGAAUGACUUAAAAUAUUGUCUGCUGGCUUUGCACUAAUUGUGGAUUUUUUUUCCCCUAGGU
Lontra canadensis (Northern American river otter) is the source of this 2660-nucleotide messenger RNA. It is a transcript of the gene SPART, whose product is annotated as spartin. The transcript has 9 exons. The coding region runs from base 178 to 2190 and encodes 670 amino acids. NCBI's taxonomy places the organism in Eukaryota, Metazoa, Chordata, Mammalia, Carnivora, Mustelidae. Gene Ontology annotation, cellular component: plasma membrane. Gene Ontology annotation, biological process: cell division; negative regulation of BMP signaling pathway. The record is from RefSeq and is a predicted model, not a curated record.